AUGUCCUCAGUCUCCGUCACAGAAUCAGCAGAUUGCCUCCAAGUACAAAGUCAUCUCCAAUAUGAUACCCCAGAUCAUAUCACCCCAUCAAACGUCCACGCUUCUCCCCUAGAGCAAUUUCACAUCUGGUUCAACCAAGCCCGUGAAGCCAAUGUCUGCGAACCAGAUGCCAUGUCUCUCUCCACAGCAACAGCAUCCGGUAUACCUUCUUCGCGCAUGGUGCUCUUCAAGCAGCUAGACAAGCGGGGCUUUGUUUUCUAUACUAAUUAUACUUCUCGCAAGUCUCGAGAACUGGAAGAGAACCCUCGAGCUGCCGUACUUUUUCACUGGCGUGAGAUGCACAGGCAGGUGAGGGUGCUGGGCAGGGUCGAAAAGUUGUCGAAAGUUGAGAGCGAAGAGUACUUUAAAUCCCGUCCUGUCGGCACCCGUUUGGGUGCGUGGGCAAGUCAUCAGAGCACUGUCAUCGGGGAAGAUGACCUGGCCAACCGAUUGGCGGAAGUUGAGGAACUAUUUGGAGUGCGGGCAUCCGACAAAGAAGGCGAUGUUCCGUUACCUGACUUUUGGGGUGGAUGGAGGGUAAUCCCAAGCGAAGUCGAAUUUUGGCUCGGAAAGCCAUCACGGCUUCAUGACCGUGUCCGAUAUCUUCGUGUGGAGGGUUCGCCCGACGAACAACCGCGGUGGACGAUAGAUAGAUUGUCCCCGUAA
This is a messenger RNA of Suillus bovinus, 705 nucleotides long. Its product is annotated as pyridoxamine 5'-phosphate oxidase. Gene Ontology annotation, molecular function: FMN binding; pyridoxamine phosphate oxidase activity. Bases 1 to 705 code for a protein of 234 amino acids. The transcript has 2 exons. The record is from RefSeq and is a predicted model, not a curated record. Gene Ontology annotation, biological process: pyridoxine biosynthetic process. Lineage: Eukaryota; Fungi; Basidiomycota; Agaricomycetes; Boletales; Suillaceae.